Molecule: messenger RNA, 392 nt
Organism: Coffea arabica (coffee)
Lineage: Eukaryota; Viridiplantae; Streptophyta; Magnoliopsida; Gentianales; Rubiaceae
Product: abscisic acid 8'-hydroxylase CYP707A1-like
Biological process (GO): sterol metabolic process
Molecular function (GO): heme binding; iron ion binding; (+)-abscisic acid 8'-hydroxylase activity
Source: RefSeq, a predicted model, not a curated record
UCUUUCAUAUUUAGGGAAGCAGUAGCUGAUGUAGAGUACAAAGGGUACCUUAUUCCAAAAGGUUGGAAGGUAAUGCCUUUGUUCAGGAAUAUUCAUCACAAUCAAGAAUUCUUUACUGAACCCCAGAGAUUUGAUCCUUCAAGAUUUGAGGUUGCCCCAAAGCCCAACACUUUUAUGCCAUUUGGCAGCGGAGCACACGCCGGUCCUGGUAAUGAGCUUGCAAAGCUGGAAAUGCUCGUACUGAUCCACCACCUAGUCUCCAAGUUCAGGUGGGAAGUGGUGGGAUCUAAUAGUGGAGUUCAGUAUGGUCCAUUUCCGGUCCCUCUGCGUGGACUCCCGGCCAGAUUAUGGAAAGAAUCUACCGCCUAGCACCUAAGGACAAGAAGGAGCAG